AUGCUCUUUUCUAUAUGCUCAAAGAUCGAUGUGCUUCUUCAACCAUCAGCUGAAGCUAAUGAGUUGCGAUCACUUUUGUCAUCUUUUCAAAUUCAAGCAGUCUUGCAAGCUCAUGACGUUAUUGUUCACGAAAUUUAUGAAGGCAGUGGUCGAGAGCUAAAUGCACAGGCUUCAAGUAGCUCUGAUAUUAGUCAUCAACAGCUACCAAAUACCUCUUCAAAUGUUCAGAUUUCACAGUUGCCGUUUUCUUAUCUAAAUGGCGGAGUGUUGCCAUUCCAGUCGGCUGUGGCCUCAUCCUCUCAUGAAAUGCCUUCUUCCAUUAUACCACCUCUUUUCGAUGAUGAUGAUGAUUUGAUGAUGGAUGUAGUUAGCCGAGUUCGACUCGUUCAAUUUCAAAAAGAUACCGAAGAACCAAUGGGUAUUACUCUGAAAGUGACUGAAGAUGGCCAUUGUCUUGUGGCAAGAAUAAUGCAUGGAGGAAUGAUCCAUAGACAAGCAACACUUCAUGUUGGGGAUGAAAUUCGUGAGAUCAAUGGAGUAAGUGUGAACAAUCAAAGCGUUGAAGCACUGCAACGAAUGCUGCGCGACGCUCGAGGAGCAGUUACAUUUAAAAUUGUUCCCUCAUAUAGGAGUGCGCCUCCUGCUUGUGAAAUAUUUGUACGUGCUCAAUUUGAUUAUGAUCCAGCUCAAGAUGAUCUGAUUCCUUGUCCACAAGCCGGAGUGCCAUUUAAAACUGGGGAUAUAUUACAGGUAAUAUCUAAAGAUGAUCAUAAUUGGUGGCAAGCACGUUUUGUUUGUACAUUUCCUGCGCUGGGUUCAUCUCACAGUGGUAAUCAAACGCCUGGAGCAUCGGUAGCUGGGCUUAUUCCUUCGCCAGAACUUCAGGAAUGGAGAACUGCUUGUCUUGCUAUGGAAAGGGCCAAAGACAAUACUCAUUGUAUGUGGUUCAAUAAAAAGAAAAAAUAUUAUACGACCAAAUAUCUGCAGAAGCAUUCCGCACUUUUUGAUCAACUUGAUCUCGUCACUUAUGAAGAGGUUAUACGAUUAGCCACAUAUAGGAGAAAAACUUUGGUGUUGCUCGGUGCUCAUGGUGUAGGCAGGCGGCAUAUCAAAAAUACUUUAAUUCAUAGGCAUCCACAACGAUUCGCUUAUCCUAUUCCACAUACUACAAGGCAGCCACGUAAAGACGAAUUAGAAGGAAAACAUUAUUAUUUUGUUUCAAGUGAUUGCAUGUUAGCUGAUAUCCAAGCGAAUGAAUAUUUGGAAUACGGUACUCAUGAGGAAUGUAUGUAUGGAACAAAGCUUGAAACAAUAAGAAAUAUUCAUAGAACUGGCAAGAUGGCUAUUUUAGAUGUUGAACCUCAGGCUUUGAAAGUGCUCAGGACAGCUGAAUAUUCACCAUUUGUUGUUUUUAUUGCUGCGCCGAAUCUUCAAGGUUUGCAAGAUCCUGAUGGUAGCUUGGAGCGAUUAUUAAAAGAAAGCGAGAUUCUUCGUCAAGCUUUUGGACACCUUUUUGAUUAUAUGAUUAUCAACAAUGAUAUCGAUGAAACGAUUCGACAGUUAGAGCUUAUUGUUGAAAAACUCCAUGCUUGCCCUCAGUGGGUGCCUGUUUCUUGGGUUUAUUGA
Molecule: messenger RNA, 1626 nt
Organism: Dracunculus medinensis (Guinea worm)
Lineage: Eukaryota; Metazoa; Nematoda; Chromadorea; Rhabditida; Dracunculidae
Source: the annotation of a GenBank genome assembly